This is a messenger RNA of Adineta ricciae, 2022 nucleotides long. The record is from the annotation of a GenBank genome assembly. Lineage: Eukaryota; Metazoa; Rotifera; Eurotatoria; Adinetida; Adinetidae.
AUGGAGUCCAGUGAGUCGUCAGGUCGGCCAUCAUUUUUAUCCCCCAUGGAUGAAAAUCUCGAAAUCUUUGCCUUGCUUUGGUUGUAUUCACCAAUCGAUGAUCAACAUGAAAAUGCUGAUAUUCAACAACAACUUCGUUCGAUAAUAAACUAUUUAAAACUAUUCGAUGAUAUCGAUGAUUGUGAACAAUACAUUCGAUCAUUAUCAAAAGAUGAUCGACUUGUUAUAUUAACUGAUGAUAAACUUGCUCUGCCAAUCACUUCACGUGUACAUGAUCUUCGACGUAUUACGUCUAUUUAUAUUAUUUCAUCCGACAGCGAAACAACGUUGGGAUGGGUUGAGCAAUACAAGAAAAUAAGAUGCGUUCAGAAUGAUGUAAAUGAAGUUAUAGCACGAUUGAAACUCGAUCAUAUCAAACGAAAAAAGUUACAAGAACCACUGAAGAUCAAUAUUUUCGAUACUAACCAAUGGACGGAUAAUUCUCCGUCGAAUACCAACGCGCAUUUCCUUCAUUUACAAUUGAUAAUCCAAUUUUUAUUGAAUACCAAACUAACCAAUGAACAAAUCCUGGAAAAUAAAAAAGAACUCAUCGAUUUAUGUAGAAUUGAGUAUCGAGACAACGCCGAACAGUUGAAAAUUUUGAACGAAUUCGAGCACAACUACCUUCCAUCGAAUGCGCUAUGGUGGUACAGUCUCGAUUCAUUUCUCUAUCAAUUAUUAAACAAAUCUUUGAAUACAAUUAAUGUCGAUUUACUCUACAUCCUCCAAUUCUUCAUUCAUGAUCUUAUUCGCCAACUACAACUAUAUCAAUUGUCAUCAGUCAAACGUGUUUAUCGAACAUAUUUAAUAUCCGCCGAUGAAUUAGACGUCUUCGAAGGAUCUAUAGGAAAAUACAUUUCAAUUAAUCGGUUCUUUUCCGCAUUUAUAAGCCGUGAUAAUGCAUUAGAAUACUUCAAUGAUUAUGAACUAGAUGAUGAAACCACGAAAAAGAUUCUUUUCAAAAUCGAUGCCGAUCCACGUCUUGCAAAAAUUAAACCAUUUGGGGACAUUGCUGUGCAUAGGACUACAGCACAUGAAGAAGAAAUCCUGUUUUCUUUGGGAAGUAUCUUUCGUGUAAAUAGUAUCAAUCGAAAUAAAAGCCAUAUUUCGAUUAUACAUUUAAUCUUAUGUAGCGAUGAUGAUCAUCAUCUCAAACCGAUAUUUGACCCUAUUAAACAUCAAUAUGCAGAUACGGAAAUCAAUCUUCUUUCGUUUGGUAAUGCAUUACGACGAAUGGGCAAAGUUGAUGACGCCGAAAAGUGUUAUCAACGGUUGUUACAAGAUUCAACGUAUGAUCAAGAUAUUAUUAGUCGAACAUAUCACCAUCUUGGUCGAAUUGGAGAAAUGAAAGGCGAUUACGACAACAGUCUAGAAUGGUUGAAUAAAUCUCUAGAAAUCAAAUUGAAGAUCAUGAAAGCUAACGAUCCAAGUAUUGCACAAAGUUACAAUUGCAUCGGUAUUGUUUAUCAGCAAAAAGGUGAUCAUCAGAAAGCGUUAGAUGCAUUCAAUAAAGCAUUGAAUAUAUGGAAACGAGCGUUUGGAAAGAAUCAUCCCAAUGUUGCUGGAUGUUACAAUAAUAUGGGCGUUGUCUACAAACGCGAAAAGAAAUACGGUGAAGCACUCGAAUCAUUUCAACGAGCAUUAGCCAUCCGUGCCAAACAUCCCACUGCAAACAAUCACGAUCUAGCCGGUUCGCAUAACAAUAUUGGAGCAGUUUACGAACGUCUUGGCCAUCACGAUCUAGCUAUUGAACAUUACAAUCUAUCGUUAAAAAUCAAAACCAAAUCUCUUCCACCACAACAUCCAUCUAUAGCGUCGACAUUGGAAAAUAUGGGUUAUGUGUAUGAGAAUCGAGAAGCGUAUAUACAAGCACUAUCCUAUCUUCAGAAAGCAGCAGUCAUCUAUCGACAUGCUUUACCGCCGACCCAUCACGAUGUGCUGCAAAUCGAAGAAAGUAUUCGACGUGUGUCAUCCAAAUUGUAA